AUGUUCUCAAUCAUUGGCUUCCUCCGCCGUAAUUGGCAGGCCUACUCUCCUCCAGAACCACCAAAGAAUACCAAACCUCUAAAAUUCGGGAUUCUUGGUGCAGCAAAUAUUGCGGCAAGCGCGUUGAUUACUCCGGCCAAAUCUCACCCAGAUGUCAAGAUCCAUGCUGUAGCAGCGCGUCAGAAAGAAAAGGCCGAGACAUAUGCCAAAAAGCAUGAUAUUCCGCACACUUUCGAUAGCUAUCAAGCUCUUCUCGACGACCCUUCUAUCGAUGCUGUCUAUAUCCCACUUGUUGCCGGCUUACACUACGAAUGGGCUACCAAGGCACUCGCCAAAGGCAAACAUGUUCUCCUUGAGAAGCCGGCUACAGUCAAUGCAGUGGAAUCAGAAGUGCUAUUCCGGUCCCCAUUGCUACGACAACCCAACGCUCCGAUCCUUCUCGAAGCAAUGCAUUUUUGUUUCCAACCAAGCUGGCAAUACUUCCUCAGCUUAGUUGAUCGGCCGAACAUACAAACUAUGGACACUUUCGCAGAGCUACCCUCUUACAUGAUCCCUAAGGGUGGAGCACAAUUCGAUUAUAAAUUAGGCGGGGGGACUAUACUACAUCUUGGCACCUAUCCACUGUAUGCACUACGUCAGAUCAUGGGUGACGAGCCUGAAGAGUGUACUAUAUGCAAAACAAGGAGUUCUCCACCACCUCAAGAGCUAUGUGAUGACUUUGCUGAAGCGAGCUUUCGAUUUCCUGGCUAUCGGGUUGGGAAGGCUGUGAUUAACUCGCGAGCGUCAGUCACCACUUUUCCGACGUUCAACAUAACAGUCAACCAUAAGGCGGUGAAGAUGGAGGAUUCAUCACUUCCGAAAGGGCAGACUAAGUGGUGUCGCCGAAGGCUAAGCAUCGCCAACUUUCUGGUGUCAUCGUUCUGGCAUCGCAUUGAUAUCGUGGAUGAAUACACCAUUCGCGAUGAAGCGCAUGGGAAAGAGUUGAAGAAAUGGACAGUCAAGAAGUCCAAGAAGAUUUAUACCUUCAAAGACACCGAUAUUGAUGAGCCGAGUGAACCAUUUUGGUCAUCAUACCGUCAUCAGCUGGAGCAGUUCGUCAAUCGCGUUCGUGGUGAUAAAGGUUCUGGACUCUGGGUUGAUUAUGAGGACAGCAUCGCGCAAGCGAGAAUGAUCGACAUGGCUUAUGAGAAAUCUGGACUGCCGUUACGACCUACCAGUACGUUUAGAAUGGAAAGUAUUACAGGUGGUUUGUUGGGUUAAAGUUGUUGGCGGUGAAGCCGGUUUAAUCGGGCUUAAGCUGAGCCAGUCUUAGAAUGCUCAGAGCAGCCACCCUAGACAUGGCGGAGUAACGUCUCCGUCAAAGAUGUCUCAGAAAUUCCGUACGAGAUAUGCUUAACCCUAAAUGGUGAGGCUGAAUUACUGAAUAAAUGCGUGAGAAUUCGUAUUCACAAGGAACCUUGAUCGGUAAUU
This is a messenger RNA of Fusarium redolens, 1470 nucleotides long. RefSeq lists its product as uncharacterized. The transcript is spliced from 3 exons. Gene Ontology annotation, molecular function: nucleotide binding. Lineage: Eukaryota; Fungi; Ascomycota; Sordariomycetes; Hypocreales; Nectriaceae. The coding region runs from base 1 to 1260 and encodes 419 amino acids. The record is from RefSeq and is a predicted model, not a curated record.